AUGACCACCAACCUGACCCAGAUGCUACCAACCAACAUGACCACCAACCUGACCCAGAUGCUACCACCCAACAUUACCACCAUCCUGACCCAGACGCAACCACCCAACAUUACCACUAACUUGACCCAGACAGACAUACCCAGCAUGACUACCAACCCAAACCAGGUUGGUCCCUUCAACAUAACAACGAACUUGACUCAAACAGGACCUACCAACAUAAGCCCAAACCUUACCCAAAUGAUUCCUCUCAACAUGACCAACACCGUUACAAACACAUACCCUCUUAAUAUAACUACAAACCCAUCCCAGAUGGGCCCUUUCAACAUGACCACAAACUCAAAUCAGAUGAGCCCUUUUAACAUGACCACAAACCCAACCCAGAUGGGCCCUUUCAAUAUGACCACAAACCAAAUGAGUCCUUUUAACAUAACCACAAACCCCACCCAGAUGGGUCCUCUCAACAUGACCACAAACUCGAACCAGAUGAGCCCUUUUAACAUGACGCCAAACCAGACGGACCCUAUCAACAUGACCACAAACCAAAUUAGUCCUUUUAACAUAACCACUAACCCAACCCAGAUGGGCCCUCUCAAUAUGACCACAAACCUGAACCAAAUGAGCUCUUUUAACAUAACCACAAACCCAACCCAGGUGGGCCCUCUCAACAUGACUACCAGCCUAACCCAGACAGGCCUUCUUAAUAUAACCACAAACCCCUCCCUGAUGGGGCCUCUCAACAUAACCACAAUCCCAAACCAGAUGAGCCCUUUUAACAUGACUACAAACCCAACCCAGGUGGGCCCUUACAACAUGACCACAACCAUAAACCAAAUGAGUCCUUUUAACAUAACCACAAACCCAAACCAAGUGGGUGUUAACAUGACUACAAACCCAACCCUGAUGGGCCCUUUCAACAUGACCACAAACACAAACCAAAUGAGUCCUUUUAACAUAACCACAAACCCAACCCAAAUGGAUCCUCUCAACAUGACCACAAACACAAACCAAAUAAGUCUUCUAAAUAUAACUACAAACCCAUCCCUGAUGGGGUCUCUCAACAUAACCACAAACCCGAACCAAACGAGCCCUUUUAACUUGACCACAAACCCAACCCAGUUGGGCCCUCUCAAUAUGACCACAAACCCGAACCAAAUGAGCCCUUUCAACAUGACCACAAACCAAAUGAGUCCUUUUAAUAUGACCACAAACCCAACCCAGAUGGGCCCUCUCAACAUGACGACAAACCAGAACGAGAUGGGCCCUCUCAACUUGACCACCAAUCUGACUCAAACGGGCCCCUUCAACACGACUUCGAGCUUGAUCCAGACAUACCCUGCCAACAUGACUGCCAACCUGACCCAGACACACCCUCCUAAUAUAACCACCAACCAGACUCAAACACUCCCUCCCAACAUAACCACCAACCUGACCGAGACACCACCUCUCAACAUAACUGCCAGUCUGACCCAGACACCCCCUCCUAACAUAGCCAUCAACCUGACUCAAACACUCCCUCCUAACAUAACCACCAGCCUGAACCAGACACCCCCUCCCAACAUAACUGCCAACCUGACCCAGACACUCCCUCCUAUCAUAACCACCAACCAGACUCAAACACUCCCUCCCAACAUAACCACCAACCUGACCGAGACACCACCUCUCAACAUAACUGCCAGUCUGACCCAGACACCCCCUCCUAACAUAGCCAUCAACCUGACUCAAACACUCCCUCCUAACAUAACCACCAGCCUGAACCAGACACCCCCUCCCAACAUAACUGCCAACCUGACCCAGACACUCCCUCCCAACAUAACCACCAACCUGACCCAAACACACCCUCCCAACAUAACUGCCAGUCUGACCCAGACACCCCCUCCAAACAUAACUGCCAACCUGACCCAGACCCUCCCUCCCAACAUAACCACCAACCUGACCCAGACACCCCCUCCCAACAUAACUGCCAACCUGACUCAGACAUACCCUCCUUACAUAACCACCAACCAGACUCAAACACUCCCUCACAACGUAACUACCAACCUGGCCCAGACACUCCCUCCCAACAUUACUGCCAACCUGACCCAGACACUCCCUCCCAAUAUAACUGCCACCCUGACCCAGACACUCCCUCUCAACAUAACCACCAACCUGGCCCAGACAAUCCCUCCCAACAUAAGUACCAACCUGACCCAGACACUGCCUCCCAAUAUUACCACAAACCCGACCCAGGCAGGCCCCCUCACUGUAACAAACAUUAUAACAACAUCAGACUCUAAUACUCAGUCACCAGACAUCACUGGCAGGGAUAACUGCAGGAGGGAUAGGGCAUGUUUUUCUGCUCCACCUUCCUGUAAUCCAGGUGUAGAAGGUUCCUGCUAUUUUCUCUCCACAAGAGGAGUGAGCGGAAAUACAGAUAAUUUUACUUUUGAGCUCAGCGGUGAGACAGAUGGUUACAUUGGAGCUGGCCUAUCUCGAGACAACAGUGGUCAGGGUGCCACAGUUUAUUCUUGCGCCAAAUUGAAUGGUGCACUGAGGUUAAUUCGUUCCACACUGACCAAUCAAAUACUGACACAGGAUAAUACAUUUAUCCCUGGAAGCUUCAAAGGCUCAGUCAUCGGUAGAAAGAUUCAAUGCAUUUUCAAUGCUGCAGGUCUUAGUAGCACCACCCGUUCUGCAACUACAGACACUUUUGUCUUCCUUGUAACAGGGAGCAUAUCAAAUGGUUCUCUGGAUUCUCCAGUCAGUAGACUGGCCACAAAUGGUUCAGUGGACUUAAGCAACCCUAACAGUACGGAUAUUUCAGUGAUAACACCCAGUACAAAUGCAACUGCAUCUAAUACCACAGCAACAUCAACCACCACUGUGGCAUCUACAAACUUGACCCAGACGGUCCCUCCAAGCAUGACCACCAACCUGAGUCCAACGGGCCCCCUCAACACGACUGUGAACUUGACCCAGACAUACCCUCCCAACACGACUGCUAACCUGACCCAGACACCCCCUCCUAACAUAACCUCUGACCAGACUCAAACACUCCCUCCCAACAUAACCACCAACCUGAACCAGACACUCCCUCCCAACAUAACUGACAACUUGAACCGAACACUCCCUCCUAACAUAACCACCAACCAAACUCAGACACCCCCUCCAAACAUAACCACCAACCUGUCCCAGACACUCACUCCCAACAUAACCACCAACCUGACCCAAACACUCCCUCCUAUCAUAACCACCAACCAGACUCAAACACUCCCUCCAAACAUAACCACCAACCAAACUCAAACACACCUUCCCAACAUAACCACCAACCUGAGCCAGACACCCCCUCUCAACAUAACCACCAACCUGACUCAAACACUCCCUCCCAACAUAACCACCAACUUGACCCAGACACCCCCUCCAAACAUAACUGCCAGUCUGACCCAGACACACCCUCCAAACAUAACUGCCAACCUGACCCAGACACUCACUCCCAACAUAACCACCAACCUGACCCAGACACAGAGUCCCAACAUAACUGCAAACCUGACCCAGACACUCCCUCCAAACAUAACCACCAACCAGACCCAAACAAGCCCUCCCAACAUAACCACCAACUUGAUCCAGACACUCCCUCCCAACAUUACUGCCAACCUAACCCAGACACUGCCUCCCAAUAUUACCACAAACCCGACCCAGACACGGCCCCUCACUGUAACAAACAUUAUAACAACAUCAGGCUCUAAUACACAGUCACCAGACAUCACUGGCAGGGAUAACUGCAGGAGGGAUAGGGCAUGUUUCUCCGCUCCACCUUCCUGUAAUCCUGGUGCAGAAGGUUCCUGCUAUUUUCUCUCCACAAGAGGAGUGAGCGGAAAUACCGAUAAUUUUACUUUUGAGCUCAGUGGCGAGACAGAUGGUUACAUUGGAGCAGGCCUCUCUCGUGACAACACUGGUCAAGGAGCCACUGUCUAUUCUUGCGCCAACAUCAAUGGUGCACUGAAGUUCUUCCGUUCCACACUGAACAAUCAAAGACUGGCUCAGGAUAACACAUUCAUCCCUGGAAGCUUCAAAGGCUCAGUCAUCGGUAGAAAGAUUCAAUGCAUUUUCAAUGCUGCAGGUCUUAGUAGCACCACCCGUUCUGCAACUACAGACACUUUUGUCUUCCUUGUAACAGGGAGCAUAUCAAAUGGUUCUCUGGAUUCUCCAGUCAGUAGACUGGCCACGAAUGGUUCAGUGGACUUAAGCAACCCUAACAGUACAGAUAUUUCCGUAAUAACACCCAGUACAAAUGCCACUGCAUCUAAUACCACAGCAACAUCAACCACCACUGUGGCAUCUAUAAACUUGACCCAGACGGUCCCUCCAAACAUUACCACCAACCUGACUCCAACGGGCCCCCUCAACACGACUGUGAACUUGACCCAGACAUACCCCCCCAACAUGACUGCUAACCUGACCCAGACACCCCCUCCUAACAUAACCACUGACCAGACUCAAACACUCCCUCCAAACAUAACCACCAACCUGAACCAGACACUCCCUCACAACAUAACUGACAACCUGAACUGGACACUCCCUCCUAACAUAACCACCAACCUGACUCAAACACUCCCUCCAAACAUAACCACCAACCUGACCCAGACACUCGCUCCCAACAUAACCACCAACCUGACCCAAACACUCCCUCCUAUCAUAACCACCAACCAGACUCAAACACUCCCUCCCAGCAUAACCACCAACCAAACUCAAACACUCCCUCCCAACAUAACCACCAACCUGACCCAAACACUCCCUCCUAUCAUAACCACCAACCAGACUCAAACACUCCCUGCUAACAUAACCACCAACCAGACUCAAACACUCCCUCCUAACAUAACCACCAACCAAACUCAAACAAACCCUCCCAACAUAACCACCAACCUAACUCAAACACUCCCUCCCAACAUAACCACCAACUUGACCCAGACACCCCCUCCAAACAUAACUGCCAGUCUGACCCAGACACAACCUCCAAACAUAACUGCCAACCUGACCCAGACACUCACUCCCAACAUAACCACCAACCUGACCCAGACACAGAGUCCCAACAUAAUUGCAAACUUGACCCAGACUCUCCCUCCAAACAUAACCACCAACCAGACCCAAACAAGCCCUCCCAACAUAACCACCAACUUGAUCCAGACACUCCCUCCCAACAUUACUGCCAACCUGACCCAGACACUGCCUCCCAAUAUUACCACAAACCCGACCCAGACACGGCCCCUCACUGUAACAAACAUUAUAACAACAUCAGGCUCUAAUACACAGUCUCCAGACAUCACUGGCAGGGAUAACUGCAGGAGGGAUAGGGCGUGUUUCUCCGCUCCACCUGCCUGUAAUCCAGGUGCAGAAGGUUCUUGCUAUUUUCUCUCCACAAGAGGAGUGAGCGGAAAUACAGAUAAUUUUACUUUUGAGCUCAGUGGCGAGACAGAUGGUUACAUUGGAGCAGGCCUCUCUCGUGACAACACUGGUCAAGGAGCCACUGUCUAUUCUUGCGCCAACAUCAAUGGUGCACUGAAGUUCUUCCGUUCCACACUGAACAAUCAAAGACUGGCUCAGGAUAACACAUUCAUCCCUGGAAGCUUCAAAGGCUCAGUCAUCGGUAGAAAGAUUCAAUGCAUUUUCAAUGCUGCAGGUCUUAGUAGCACCACCCGUUCUGCAACUACAGACACUUUUGUCUUCCUUGUAACAGGGAGCAUAUCAAAUGGUUCUCUGGAUUCUCCAGUCAGUAGACUGGCCACAAAUGGUUCAGUGGACUUAAGCAACCCUAACAGUACGGAUAUUUCCAUAAUAACACCCAGUACAAAUGCCACUGCAUCUAAUACCACAGCAACAUCAACCACCGCUGUGGCAUCUAUAAACUUGACCCAGACGGUCCCUCCAAACAUUACCACCAACCUGACUCCAACGGGCCCCCUCAACACGACUGUGAACUUGACCCAGACAUACCCUCCCAACAUGACUGCUAACCUGACCCAGACACCCCCUCCUAACAUAACCACUGACCAGACUCAAACCUUCCCUCCCAACAUAACCACCAACCUGACCCAGACACUCGCUCCCAACAUAACCACCAACCUGACCCAAACACUCCCUCCUAUCAUAACCACCAACCAGACUCAAACACUCCCUCCCAACAUAACCACCAACAUGACCCAGACACCCCCUCUCAACAUAACCACCAACCUGACUCAAACAAUACCUCCCAACAUAACCACCAACUUGACCCAGACACCCCCUCCAAACAUAACUGCCAGUCUGACCCAGACAUCCCCUCCAAACAUAACUGCCAACCUGACCCAGACACUCACUCCUAACAUAACCACCAACCAAACUCAAACUCACCCUCCUAACAUAACCACCAACCUGACCCAGACUCCCCCUCUCAACAUAACCACCAACCUGACUCAAACACUCCCUCCCAACAUAACCACCAAUUUUACCCAGACACCCCUUCCAAACAUAACUGCCAUUCUGACCCAGACACCCCCCCAAACAUAA
Molecule: messenger RNA, 6519 nt
Organism: Carassius auratus (goldfish)
Lineage: Eukaryota; Metazoa; Chordata; Actinopteri; Cypriniformes; Cyprinidae
Product: agglutinin-like protein 2
Exons: 15
Coding region: 1-6519 (2172 amino acids)
Biological process (GO): regulation of postsynaptic membrane neurotransmitter receptor levels; regulation of glutamate receptor signaling pathway
Source: RefSeq, a predicted model, not a curated record